UUUAUCUUCGAUACUAAGUACCAGCAACACUCAGCCUCCAUCAACCAGCCAGGAAACAUCUGUAACAAUGAUGUCCUCAUCCACAGAGCCACACUCUACAUUCGCUACUCAUUCCACUGAAACAUCUACUGAAGACACAAGUUCAACUUCAAUACUAAGUACAGGAAAAAAUCAGCUUCCAUCAACCAGCCAGGAAACCUCUGCAACAAUGAUGUCCUCAUCCUCAGAGUCACAAUCUACAUUGGCACCCACAGAAAUGACUGAAUUAACAGCCUCGACCUCAACACUCACCACUAUCAGAGUCACAAAACCUUCCAGCACUGAUCAUUCCGCAACAACCAUCACCCCAGCCACGACUUCAGAGGUCUCCACAAAUUCACAAUCUGCAUUCGCUACUCAUUCCACCCAAGAAAUUACGGAACACACAAGUUCAUCUUCGAUACUAAGUACCAGCAACAAUCAGCCUCGAUCAACCAGCCAGGAAACAUCUGCAACAAUGAUUUCCUCAUCCACAGAGCCACAAUCUACUUUUGCACCCACAGAAAUGACUGAAUUGACAGCCUCGACCUCAACACUCACCACAAUUGGAGUCACAAAACCUUCCAGCACUAAUCAUUCCGCAACAACCAUCACCCCAGCCACGAAUUCAGAAGUCUCCACAAAUUCACAAUCUACAUUCGCUACUGAUUCCACUCAAGAAUCUACUAAACAUACAAGUCCAACUUUAAUGCUAAGUACCAGCAACUCUCAGCCUCAAUCAACCAGCCAGGAAACAUCUGCAACAAUGAUGUCCUCAUCCACAGAGCCACAAUCUACUUUUGCACCCACAGAAAUGACUGAAUUGACAGCCUCGAGCUCAGCACUCACCACAAAUAGAGUUACAAGAGCUUCCAGCACUGAUUAUUCUGCAACAACCAUCACCUCAUCCACAAAUUCAGAAGUCUCCACGAAUUCACACUCUACAUUGGCUACUCAUUCCACCCAAGCAUCUACUGAACACACAAGUUCAUCUCCGAUACAAAGUACCAGCAACACUCAGCCUCCAUCAACCAGCCAGGAAAUAUCUGCAACAAUGAUGUCCUCAUCCACAGAGUCACAAUCUACAUUGGCACCCACAGAAAUGACUGAAUUGACAGCCUCGACCUCAACACUCACCACAAUUGGAGUCACAAAACCUUCCAGCACUAAUCAUUCCGCAACAACCAUCACCCCAGCCACGAAUUCAGAAGUCUCCACAAAUUCACAAUCUACAUUCGCUACUGAUUCCACUCAAGAAUCUACUGAACAUACAAGUCCAACUUUAAUGCUAAGUACCAGCAACUCUCAGCCUCAAUCAACCAGCCAGGAAACAUUUACAACAAUGAUGUCCUCAUCCACAGAGCGACAAUCUACAUUGGCACCCACAGAAAUGACUGAAUUAACAGCCCCUACGUCAACACUCACCACAAAUGGAGUUUCACGACCUUCUAGCACAACAUCCAUCACUUCACCCACAAAGACUUCACAGUCUACAUUCCCUACUCAUUCCACUGAAACAUCUCCUGAACAAAAAACUGAAACAACACUCGUAGGUACCAGACUGACUUCAAAGCACACAGCUCAGACUGUGAGAUCAACAGUCAGUUCCACUAUUAUAACUAAUGUGGUGAUACCAACUUUUACUCCAACAUCUACGUACACUCCAAACACAGAUAGUGCCACUACAAUCCAUCCACCUUCCACAGUCUCCUCCAACGUGACACCUUUGACACAGUCUGCUUCAGCACCAACAAGUGAAGCAACAACAAAUAAAAAAUCAAGUAGAAGUCCACAAACAUCUUCCCCAACCACACCAACUUCAAAGGCUUUGACAUCAGCAGAAAUCAUUAGUACAAACACACUUACAACAGUCAUUCAUUCAACUUCUAUCGCCCUUUCAAAUACCACUGUCACUGUGACAACACCAUCUACAACUCCUCAGUGUGGAAUUAAGGAUUGUCCUGGGUGUACUGGUACCUGUAAAUUCAAUGCAACACUUGGAAGAUGUCACUGCAAAUGUCCAACGUUUGUCCUUGGAGAUGUCUGCGUUUUUGGAGAGAAUAUUACAACUGCUCAGAUUGAUACUGGAGCAAUACCAACUCGAAAAGUGAAUUUUACUUUGAAAAUCAACAUCAUUUUUAAUGAGGCUUUCAAUAAUUUGAACUCACAUCUAUCACUAGAAUUCAUCAAAACAUUAAAACCGCAGCUUGAAGUCCUGUGUAAAGAAGCAGAUCCACAAAGCUAUAAAACUCUAAAAGUCAUCAAGUUAUUACCAGGGAGUGUUGUUGCAGAGACAGUGGCAGAGUACAACUAUGCAAACAAUGAAACUCAAAUUCAGUUUGUCAACACUAAGCUUGAUGGAGUGUUGACUGCUAUCUUGAAGGACACAAGUAACCUCAGUAAUAUUUCCCAGGCCUUUAAUGCAAGUGUGCAGUUAAAUGGAAUCACCUUCCCCCUACCUGAGAUUACAAAUAUUAAAGACCUGCAGCCUUUUGUUAACUGCACUCAGUUUGCUAAUUACACUGCUGAGAUUAGUAAUGGUCAAUGGCAGUGUGUUGGACCUUGCGAAACAAACCCAGAUUACUGUCAUCAACAUGGAGAAUGCCACAAUGACAUUUACAAAGGGCCUAUUUGUAGGUGCUUUGAGUCUAGCCUGGAUCAGUUUUAUGGCCCACAAUGUGACCAGCGUCUAUCAACAAGCCCAGAAACACAUACAACAAUGAUAUCCUCAUCCACAGUGCCACAAUCUACAUUGGCACCCACAGAGAUGACUGAAUUAACAGCCUCAAGCCCAACACUCACCACAAAUGGAGUUACAAGAGCUUCCAGCACUGAUCACUCUGCACCAACCAUCACCUCAUCCACGAAUUCAGAAGUCUCCACAAAUUCACACUCUACAUUGGCUACUCAUUCCACUCAAGCAUCUACUGAACACACAAGUUCAACUUCGAUACUAAGUACCAGCAACACUCAGCCUCCAUCGACCAGCCAGGAAACAUCUGCAACAAUGAUGUCCUUGUCCACAGAGCCACACUCUACAUUUGCUACUCAUUCCACUGAAACAUCUACUGAAGACACAAGUUCAACUUCAAUACUAAGUACAAGAAACACUCAGCUUCCAUCAACCAGCCAGGAAACAUCUGCAACAAUGAUGUCCUCAUCCACAGAGUCACAAUCUACAUUGGCACCCACAGAAAUGACUGAAUUAACAGCCUCGACCUCAACACUCACCACAAUUGGAGUCACAAAACCUUCCAGCACUGAUCAUUCCGCAACAACCAUCACCCCAGCCACGAAUACAGAGGUCUCCACAAAUUCACAAUCUGCAUUCGCUACUCAUUCCACCCAAGAAUCUACUGAACACACAAGUUCAUCUUCGAUACUAAGUUCCAGCAACACUCAGCUUCCAUCAACCAGCCAGGAAACAUCUGCAACAAUGAUGUCCUCAUCCACAGAGCCACAGUCUUCUUUUGCACACACAGAAAUGACUGAAUUGACAGCCUCGACCUCAACAUUCACCACAAAUGUGGUUACAAGACCUUCAAGCACUGAUCAUUCCGCAACAACCAUCACCUUGUCCACGAAUACAGAGGUCUCCACAAAUUCACAAUCUACAUUCGCUACUCAUUACACUCAAGAAUCUACUGAACAUACAAGUCCAACUUUAAUGCUAAGUACCAGCAACACUCAGCCUCCAUCAAUCAGCCAGGAAACAUCUACAACAAUGAUGUCCUCAUCCACAGAGCCACAAUCUACACUGUCACCCACAGAAAUGACUGAAUUAACAGCCUCAAGCCCAACACUCACCACAAAUGGAGUUACAAGAGCUUCCAGCACUGAUCACUCUGCAACAACCAUCACCUCAUCCACGAAAUCAGAAGUCUCCACAUAUUCACACUUUACAUUGGCUACUCAUUCCACUCAAGCAUCUACUGAACACACAAGUUCAUCUUCGAUACUAAGUACCAGCAACACUCAGCCUCCAUCAGCCAGCCAGGAAACAUCUGCAACAAUGAUGUCCUUGUCCACAGAGCCACACUCUACAUUCGCUACUCAUUCCACUCAAGAAUCUACUGAACAUACAAGUCCAACUUUGAUGCUAAGUACCAGCAACACUCAGCCUCCAUCAACCAGCCAGGAAACAUCUACAACAAUGAUGUCCUCAUCCACAGAGCCACAAUCUACACUGUCACCCACAGAAAUGACUGAAUUAACAGCCUCAAGCCCAACACUCACCACAAAUGGAGUUACAAGAGCUUCCAGCACUUAUCACUCUGCAACAACCAUCACCUCAUCCACGAAAUCAGAAGUCUCCACAAAUUCACACUCUACAUUGGCUACUCAUUCCACUCAAGCACCUACUGAACACACAAGUUCAUCUUCGAUACUAAGUACCAGCAACACUCAGCCUCCAUCAGCCAGCCAGGAAACAUCUGCAACAAUGAUGUCCUUGUCCACAGAGCCACACUCUACAUUCGCUACUCAUUCCACCCAAGAAUCUACUGGACACACAAGUUCAUCUUCGAUACUAAGUACCAGUAACACUCAGCCUCCAUCAACCAGCCAGGAAACAUCUGCAACAAUGAUGUCCUCAUCCACAGAGUCACAAUCUACAUUGGCAGCCACAGAAAUGACUGAAUUAACAGCCUCGACCUCAACACUCACGACAAUUGGAGUCACAAAACCUUCCAGCACUGAUCAUUCCGCAACAACCAUCACCCCAGCCAAGAAUUCAGAGAAAUGA
This is a messenger RNA of Dicentrarchus labrax (European seabass), 4762 nucleotides long. Its product is annotated as mucin-3A-like. The transcript is spliced from 9 exons. The coding region runs from base 68 to 4762 and encodes 1564 amino acids. NCBI's taxonomy places the organism in Eukaryota, Metazoa, Chordata, Actinopteri, Moronidae. The record is from RefSeq and is a predicted model, not a curated record.